GUAGAAUACAAAAUGAUGUGGAUUGAGCGAUCUAAUAAGCGACUUCCGUCGUCUGAAAAUAUAAGGAGUUUCCAUAUCCCUGAUCUGUCACGUGUUUUUGAAAAAUAUUUCUUUGAUAUUGUUGAAGGAGAAAGAUGAAAUUUUCGUACAAGUUUAGUAAUUUACUUGGUACAGUUUACCGUAAAGGAGAAUUACUCUUUUCUCCAGAUGGAUCAUCAGUGAUUAGUCCUGUAGGCAAUAGAAUUACAAUUUUUGAUUUAAAAAACAAUAAAUCUAUAACGCUUCCUGUGGAAAGCAGAUUUAAUUAUGUUACUAUUGAUAUAUCGCCAAAUGGCAGCAUGUUAGUUGCGAUUAAUACAGAUGGUGAAGCUCAUAUAAUUAGUUUGAUAAGUAAAGUUAUUCUACAUAAAUAUAGAUUUAAAGGGCGUCCCAAGCGUGUAAAGUUUUCUCCAGAUGGAAAAUAUUUUGCAGUUUGCAAAGGAGGCGGUGUUUUUGUUUUCAAUGCACCAGGUUUACAAACAGGAAAUUAUAAUCCAUUUAUUAUGGAACGUGCAUUUCAUGGAGCUACUGCUGAAACUACAUGCAUUAGUUGGUCCUUUGAUUCAAAACUAUUAGCAGUCGGUUCAAAGGAUACAACUAUAAAGAUAUAUAGUUUACAAAAAUGGGCGAAUCUUAAGUGGAUUACAUUGGGUGGUCAUUCUAACGUAAUAGUAGCAUGUUUCUUUGAAAGUAAAGAUUAUGAUAUGUAUACUAUUAGCAAAAAUGGCCGAGUUUGUGUGUGGGAAUGCACGCUCGAGCCGGACGAUUGGGUUGAAUGGCAACCACCUGCGAAAAAAGGGAAAUCUGAAGAUAGUGAGAGUGAUAGCGAGGAUGAUAUUGAUACAAAAAAAAUUAUAGAAAGAACAAUAAAGCAACAAGCUCGUGCUGAACGUAAAUUAUUAGAAUCAGAUGAUUUGCUGGAAAAUGAUGAAAAAGAGGAUGAUAUAGAAGAGGAGAAUACUACCAAAAAGACUGGAAUCAAAAUGUUAGGUUACAAAAAGCUAGCUACUUUUUAUUUGGGAAAUGAAGUCCAGAAGCACUAUAAGGAAGCAAAGCUUACUACAGCCGCUUAUCAUCAGGAUACUCACAUAUUGAUUAUAGGUUUUAAUAUAGGUUCAUUUUAUUUAUACGAAAUGCCGCACGCCAAUUUGAUCCAUUCAUUAAGUAUUUCCCGACAACGUAUCUCUUCGAUCGCAUUAAAUUCUACUGGAGAUUGGAUAGCUAUAGGAUGUUCCCACGCCGGUCAACUACUAGUUUGGGAAUGGCAGAGCGAGACAUAUGUCAUGAAACAGCAAGGGCAUAGAACUAAUAUGAACUGUCUUGCGUACAGUCCGGACGGCCAAUAUAUCGUGACGGGCGGUGAUGACGGGAAAGUUAAACUAUGGAAUACCUUGAGCGGUUUUUGCACGCUCACAUUUCAUGAACAUACCUCAUCGAUAUCCGGCGUUUUGUUCAGCCACAAUCGUAAAUUCAUCGCGUCUGCCUCGUUGGACGGAACGAUACGAGCGUAUGAUCUAGCGAGAUACAGAAACUUUCGAACUCUCACGUCACCACGGCCGGUGCAAUUUUCUUGCUUGGCGAUCGACGCAAGUGAUGAGUUUCUUGCGGCGGGUGGUCAAGAUUUCUUCGAUGUGUAUCUGUGGAGCAUGAAGCUCGGAACUCUUUUAGAGAUAUUGAGCGGUCACGAGGGACCUGUCGCAAGCUUGGCGUUCAAUCCCAAUCCUACCAGUACGGAACUGGUGUCCGCAUCUUGGGAUAAGACAUUAAAAAUAUGGAAUGCCGUCGAGAACGGUUCCGCGCACGAGACUAUACGAUUAAUUGCCGAUGCGUUGUGUGUAACUUACAAACCGAGUGGGGAAGAGAUUGCUGUCGCUACAUUGGAUGGACAGAUUACGUUUUUCGAGUGUAAAACGGCUAGACAAACGGGUUUCAUCGAGGGCAGAAACGAUUUAGGUGCCGGUAGAUCUAAAACAGAUCUCAUUACAGCAAAGAAAAAUUUACAGGGCAAAGCCUUCACUACUUUAUGUUAUUCGGCCGACGGUACGUGUAUAUUAGCUGGUGGUCGUUCCAAGAAUGUGUGCAUUUAUAAUGUUCGAGAGUCUAUAUUGUUGAAAAAAUAUGAGAUCACUCAGAAUAGAUCUCUGGAUGGCGUAGACGAUAUUAUAAACAGGAAAUAUAUGUCUGAAUUUGGAAACAGAUCCUUAAUUGAGCAUCGUGAAGGUGGAAACAUAUCUUUACGAUUACCAGGUGUCAGAAGUGGCGAUAUGGCAAGCAGGAGAGUCAAACCAGAAGUGAGAGUACUUUGCUUACAAUUCUCUCCUACAGGACAAGCAUGGGCUGCGGUAACAACAGAAGGUUUACUGAUAUACUCUUUAGAUAUUGGAUUGAUGUUUGAUCCGUUUCAAUUGGAGCUUGGCGUUACUCCGGAUACCGUAAAAAAAACCCUUGAUGAAUGCGAUUAUGCAAAAGCUCUAAUGAUGGCACUGAAAUUAAAUGAGAAGCUAUUAACGCAACAAGUUAUAGAAGCUAUUCCAUACAAAGAAAUUGAAUUAACGACGACGAAUAUGCCAGACAUUUAUGUGGAGAAGCUUCUGAAAUUUAUAGCGUCCGAAUUGGAAUCAACCAGGCAUAUACAUUUCUAUCUUCUAUGGAUAGAAACAAUUCUGACAAAGCACGGGUCGCGAAUUAAUACUGCACUUCAGAUGCCGGUAUUAUUGCUGCUACAAAAGAAUAUGCAGAAGAAAUACGACGAUUUGAGUAGGAUAUGUGAUUUUAACGAAUACACAAUAAGCUAUAUACUGAGAAUAGGGGAAUUAAAAUCUGCAAAAAAUAUAUCGAAAUAUUCCGUUAUCAGGAUAGAUGAUGAAUCUCUCUUUGACACUUCUGUAGAACAAAUGGAUACUGAUUGAAUUUAUUUAAAUUUCAUAGAACGAAAGCAGUGUAUAUACGAAAUUGUUGUAUAGGAAAAAUAAAUAUAAAUUCUGGAUCUC
Formica exsecta is the source of this 3029-nucleotide messenger RNA. RefSeq names its product periodic tryptophan protein 2 homolog. The transcript has 15 exons. Gene Ontology annotation, molecular function: protein binding. The record is from RefSeq and is a predicted model, not a curated record. NCBI's taxonomy places the organism in Eukaryota, Metazoa, Arthropoda, Insecta, Hymenoptera, Formicidae. Bases 135 to 2948 code for a protein of 937 amino acids. Gene Ontology annotation, cellular component: Pwp2p-containing subcomplex of 90S preribosome; small-subunit processome. Gene Ontology annotation, biological process: ribosomal small subunit assembly; maturation of SSU-rRNA from tricistronic rRNA transcript (SSU-rRNA, 5.8S rRNA, LSU-rRNA).